UUAACAUAUUCGCUCGAACGGCGAAGGAAAACAUCGCGAUGCAUCGCAAAAUCGGAAUCAGAAGCCGGCUUGGUUGCCAGUCGAUGGCUAGUAUCAGGCACAGGUGUGUGUCAGGUACCGAUCAUCUACUUGCCUAUUAGAUUUUGUACAGAUUUACCUAAAGUCUAAAAUUCUAAAAUUACAGACGUAUACGUAUCGCUCGCUGUUACAUUGUAUACAAACAUUUCGAGGUCAUUGGAGCAACAACGUAAAUUGCGAGGGAUCCGAUCAGCAAAGGAAAUCACUACGGCGAAGGGGAGCCACCAUUAGCCAAUUAAUACUUGACGGGAACGAUCGUGCAUUCUCCGUAUUGCCAGCGUGUAAAAUAGACGCAACAUGUUCAGGUGGGCGCUUCUUCUGUUGGCUUUAGGCAUCCUACUGGUGCCUGGGGAUGCGAGGAGAGGACGCGCACGACCCCGGAAUAAGUCUAAGGUACAAAUCGGUCUACCAAUCACUGGCAAGUACCGAGACCCCGAAUCCGACCAAUACUACAAUAACAAUGAUGGUGCAAAGAUUCUAUUGGCAUCACAUUUUGAUUUUGAAUACGUUCUGGGCCACAAAAUUGCCUUCUUAUGCACUGCGAAGGGAAAACCACGACCACAAGUAACCUGGUUCAAGGAUGGAGUCGAGAUACUCGCGCACCACAAUUUACACAUUCACGAAUGGCUGAUAGGUGACGAGAAAGUGAAGUCCAAGCUAGAGAUAGAUCCAGCCACUCAAAUGGACGCAGGAGUUUACGAAUGUACCGCAGAUAACAUGUAUUCCAUUGAUCGUCGGUCGUUUAAAACAGACUUUUCGAUUGCUUUCGAUUAAUAUUUUAUUGUUUGUUGA
Molecule: messenger RNA, 870 nt
Organism: Pieris rapae (cabbage white)
Lineage: Eukaryota; Metazoa; Arthropoda; Insecta; Lepidoptera; Pieridae
Product: immunoglobulin domain-containing protein oig-4-like
Exons: 4
Coding region: 376-852 (158 amino acids)
Source: RefSeq, a predicted model, not a curated record